This is a messenger RNA of Eupeodes corollae, 2405 nucleotides long. Its product is annotated as acyl-CoA-binding domain-containing protein 5. Gene Ontology annotation, molecular function: fatty-acyl-CoA binding. The transcript is spliced from 6 exons. Gene Ontology annotation, biological process: fatty acid metabolic process. The record is from RefSeq and is a predicted model, not a curated record. Lineage: Eukaryota; Metazoa; Arthropoda; Insecta; Diptera; Syrphidae. Bases 584 to 1558 code for a protein of 324 amino acids.
UGAAAAGUGCAUAAUGUUGAUUUGAUGUUUUUUUCUGGCUGUUUACCAUAUUUUAUAUAUUUCGUUUUCGUAUUUCGUGUUUCGUCUCCUCUCCAGGUCAGGUAGUGUUGGAUGGUGAUAGUUAAAUUCCGAAGGAAAUAGAUAAAAAUUUCAAUAAAACUGCCAAAAAAUAUUAAAUUUUUACUUCAAGUAAAUAAACCCAAACGUAAAAAUAUUAAGAAUAUACAAAAGUUAUUAAUUUGGUUCGUGAAAUAAAUUAAAAACAUACAAGUGCUGAACAAAAAUUCUGUUCAAAGUUCAAUGUUGUAACAAAAUAAGAAAAGAACAAACGAGAUAAAAAUUCCAUUACAAAAUCUCGAUAAAGAAAAAGAAUUUAAACAUUGUGUAUUUUGAUAACAUUCCAUUAUUACCCAGCUGAAGAAAAAGAGAUAAGCCACAAAAUACGCCUUUGUUAAAUCCUCCUUUUACCUCUAGGCCUACAAAGUCCACAACAACAUACAACAAAAACAACAACAGAGUGACCAGCCUCAACCUCGGCCCCAUCCCAGCAGUGCAGAGAAAAAGUUAUCAUCGACGGAACAAUAUGUCAUCAAUCGAAGAGAGGUUCAAUGCCGCUGUUAAUGUUAUAAAGAACCUUCCCAAGAAUGGGUCCUACCAACCAAGCAAUGCUAUGAUGUUGUCAUUUUAUGGAUACUUCAAGCAAGCAACCAUCGGACCCUGCAAACAGAAAAAACCUCAAUUCUGGGAUGUUGUUCGAAAAGCCAAAUGGGACGCCUGGUCAUCGUUGGGUGACUUGCCAAAAGAACGUGCAAUGCAACUUUACGUCGAUGAACUUCGUAAAAUCAUCGAAACAAUGUCAUACACCGAAAAUGUUGCCAAUUUUAUGGGAAGUGUAAGUGAGUUGGAUAGCAUCAAUUUGGAUGAUCUGGAAGCUGUGGCUCCGGGAAUUAUGAAAGUUGCACGAUCCCAUCCCAAUUCACCAUUUAAUUCACGUUGCAAUAGUCCUGAACCGGGACUAACUGCUAACGGAGAAAUUCAUCAAAACGGACUCUCAAAUGGCUCCGGAGGCGAAAGUGAAAUUGAUACUUUUAUGAUUUCUAAAUCUCAUCAUAGUCAGACUGUUGAUCAGUCUGAUGAUGAAUACACAGAUACAGUGGAGGAUAAUCAUGAGAUGCCUUCAUUUCGAAAACAAGUCAAAUCGCAAUACGUUCAUCCGUAUCAUAGUUCGUUCAAUUUUCAGUCACCAAGCGAACUUAGUGAUUUACCUAUCCUAGAAAAUAGUUCAAACCACAGGACUAACGAUACGAACCAACUUGUUUUGGAGCAAAUUCAAAGCACCGUGCGUCGUAUGAGUGCUGAUUUCGCUGCUAUAAAUCAACGUAUGACAGCGGUUGAGAAGAAUUUAUCCGACGUCAGCUCUGUACUUAAAAAGAUGCGUUUACAAAGAAAACCGGAAUGGUGGCCAUUUCAGGACAUCUCACCUCAGUGGUUUGUUUUCCUAAUAUUGUGGCCGUUUUUGGCUAACCGCCUAUCACGUAUGAUGCAACGAAGAAAAUAAAAACUGAGAAAAAAAAGCAAAAAUAAAAACAAUCCAGGUGUAUGUGGUGUAGUUGUAAAUCUUAACAAGGAAAAGCAUUCUAAUCAUUCUAAUUUUCUGUUUUUAAUUUUGUUAUGUUUUUAUUAUUAUUUUAAAUAUGUUUUAUUUUAUUUUGUUAUUUUUUUUUGAGAUGAAACUGCAUUUUUUGUGCUGCUCUUCAUUCUAAAUGAAAAAAAAACUAUAUAUCGUCGCCGUUCUAUUAAAUCUCCCUUACUCAAUUUUUUUUUGGUUUUGAGAUAUUUGCAUUUAAAGUUUAAAAUCAAUAUGCGAAUUGAUAGAUUUUGGCAGUUUUAAUUCCUUAUAUUUUUAAAAUGGUCCAUCGUAGAGCUAAGGGUGUUUUGAGAGAAUAUAAAUGUUGGCAUUUGCAUGAACACGACGAUAUCGUCGUCGGUCUUUGAAAACUCCCUAAGUCCAUUUUCCCCAAAAAUGAAAUAAAUACACUGAGUUCAUGCAAAUGACAAAAUUUAUUAUUUAUUUUUCAAAACUCCCUAAGCUUAACGAUGCACCAUUUUUAAAUUAUGAAGAAUUAAAACUCCCAAAAUCUAUUAAUUUGCAUGUUCAUUUAAAACUUUUAAUGCAAAUAUCUCAAAACUAAAAAUGUACUUAGGGAAUUUUAAUAGAACGACGACGUUAUUAUAUUCUGGUUGUUAAAAUGUGAACAAAAGAAAAACAAAACUCCAUAAGGAGAUAUUUAUAAAGUGCAAUGGUUUAUGAAACAUGACGAUUGAAGCGAAUAAAGGCAUCAAUAAUAAUUAUGAUAAUAGGAUGAUAGGUUUAUUUUUGAAAUUAAAAAAAAAAUAAAAACAAA